Messenger RNA from Cheilinus undulatus (humphead wrasse), 3512 nucleotides. Its product is annotated as mucin-2-like. NCBI's taxonomy places the organism in Eukaryota, Metazoa, Chordata, Actinopteri, Labriformes, Labridae. The coding region runs from base 2 to 3247 and encodes 1081 amino acids. The record is from RefSeq and is a predicted model, not a curated record. The transcript is spliced from 22 exons.
GAUGUGCGUGAGGAUGUGGAGUGAAGGGUUUUGGGAAGACUCGCAGUGCUUCAUGAGAAGUCCCUUCAUCUGCUACGAUGGGACAUCUGGCUCAAAUCAGCAUUUCAUUUUUGUCGGGCAGAUGUUGAGCUGGUCUGAAGCUCAGGGUUACUGCAGGAAGCACUACACAGACCUGGCCAGUGUCAGAGAUGAGGAAGAGAACCAGGAAAUACAACAGCUGGCUGAUAACAGGAGCGUCUGGAUUGGCCUGUAUAGGACCCUGGAAUGGUCCGAUAAAAGUGACUCCACCUAUCGCUACUGGAAGCACGGACAGCCUGAUAACUUCGGAGGGAAGCAGAACUGCACGGCAGCAGAUCUGGGCAACACAGGCCUGUGGUCGGAUGAAGAGUGCAGCAGAAAGCUUGCUUUCAUCUGUUAUGGGGAAAAAAAAGAAACGCCAGACAAACCAGUUUUGUCAACCGCUUCUACAGUGAUCCCCAACAAGUUAACUACCACUGAGAAAGACUCAACUACAACAAAGAUUACCUCAACAUCUGUGGGACCUCCAAUCCCAAAACAAGGUCCAGCAUCAUCCACUCCAGCAGGAGGAACUUCAAACAAGCCACAUUCAUCCACCACAUCAAUCAGUGAUCAUAUAGUGGUAACACCAGACAAAAACAUAAAAUCCACCACUGGUAAUUUCAAUACAGAGAUGACCUCCUUUGGGAAGCCUUCAACCACAGAGGUGUACCAAACUGAAGCAAUAACCACAGGUGGAGAUCAAAACCAACCGAUUUCGUUCACCUAUACUUCAUCAACCAUUGUGACUGCAAAUAAGAAAACCACCAAUGAUUUUCAAGCAACAAAUGACCCUGUCAGUGCUGAAAUAACUUCAUCUGAACUACCAUCCAUCACUAAGGGUUACUUAAAGAUACCUACUACCAAUGAAACUCCAGACAAGCCAGUCUACACAAUGACCACCGCCUCAACAAUGACGCCAGAUCCAACUACCACUUUGACAACUAAAUCAACCACUGGCUUUAUCAGUAAAGAGACUACUCAGUUCACACGGACAUCAACCAGACAUGUUGACCACUCAAGUGCCAUAACCAGUGAAACCCCAAAUCAGCCAUUUUCAUUAACCACAACCACAGGGGUUCACCAAACAAGACCAGUUACCAUGUCACCAGAAAUAAUGACCACCACAGGAACUGACUCAACCAUUGGUUAUGUCCCAAAAGAGACUACCCAAUCCAGACAGCGCUCAACUACACAUGUGGACCAAACAAGUGCCAUAUCUGGUGGAACUUCAAGUCGUCCAUUUCCAUCAACCACAUCAAGCACAGCGACCCAAAACAAAAGAACAACAAUGGAGACUAAAUCAAUCACUAGUCCUGUCACUACAGAAAUCCCCUUAUUAAGGCAUACUUCAACCAUAAAGCGAGACCAGACAACAACAAGAGAUAGAAUUUCAAACCAUCCACCUUUUACUUCAAGUACCACUGUGACACCAAAUCAGAGGACCACCAAUAACUUUCAAGCAACUACAGACCACAUCAGUACAGAAAUAAAAUCAUCUGAACAGCCGUCCACCACUGAGGUUCAAUUAAAAAGACCCACUGCCAAUGAAACCCCAGAAAGGCCACUCUACACAAUGAUCAACACCUCAACUGUGACACCAGAUCCAACUACCACUAUGACAUCUAAAUCAACCACGGGUUAUGCCAGCAAAGAAACUACCCAGUUUGACCAGCCCUCAACCACACAUGUGGACCAAACAAGAGCCAUCACCAGUGGAAUGCCAAACCUUCCAUUUUCACCCACCAGCACAACCACAGGAACCCAAAAUAGAAGAAUCACAACUGAGACUUUAUCCACUACUGGUCUGGUUACUACAGAGAUCCCAUCUUUGAGGCAUUCUUCAACCACAAAUGUGGACCUGAUCCCAACCACUAAUGGAAUUCCAAACAAACUGCCUUCAUCCACUUACACUUCACCUACCACUAUAACACCAGAUCAGAGAACCACCAAUGACUUUCGAGUAACUACAGGCCAAGUCAGUAUGGAAGUAACUUCUUCUGAACACUCAUCCACCACAUACAUUCCCUUUAAAAGACCCUCUACAAAUGAAACUCCAGACAAGCCAGUCAACAGAGUGACCACCACCUCAACUAUGACACCAGAUCCAACAACCACUUUGACAACUAAACCAGCAACUGUUUAUGCCAGCAAAGAGACUACCCAGUUUAAUCAGACAUCAACCACACAUGUGGACAAAGCCAGAGCCAUGACCAGAGCAUCAAUGAAUCAGCCAUUUUCAUCCCCCGCCACAACCACAGAGACCCAAUAUAAAAGAACCACAGCCCCGAAGAGUUUAUCAGCUUCUGGCAUUGCCACUACAGAGAUCCCCUCAUUAAGCCAGCCUUCAACAACAAUGGUGGACCAAACCACAGAGACGGAUGGAAAUCAGCUAUCUUUAUCCACCUAUACCACCACCACCACCAUUGUGACCCCAAAAAGGAGAACCACCAACGACAUUGAUGCAAUUACUGGCCUACCAGAGAUGGCAUCAUCUAAACCACCAUCCACCACAGGAGCUCAACAAACAAGACCUGUUACCAUGUCACCAGUUGUGACCACCACAGAAGCUACAUCAACCACAAGAUUGGUCAAUGAAGAGAAUAUCCGAAACAGACAGCCUUCAACCACACAUGUGGAUCAAACAAGAACCAUAACAAGUGGAACUCCAAGACUUCCUUUUACAUCCACCAGCACAACCACAGGGUCCCAAAACAGAGGAACCACAACUGAGACUAAAUCAACUGGUCUUGUUAUUACAGAGAUCUCCACAUUGAGGUAUACUUCAUCUAAAAUUGGGGGCCAGACCACAAGUACGACAGGUGGAAUUACAAGCCAUUCACCUUUGUCCACUUAUACUGCAACUACCACUGUGACUCAAAAUCAGAGAACUGCUGGCCAAUUCAGUACAGACUCAAAGUCAUCUAAACCACCAUCCACCACAGGGGUUCACUUAAGAAGACCAACUACCAAUGAAACUCCAGACAAGAAGGUCUACAUAAUGAUCACAACUUCAACUGUGACACCAGAUCCAACUACCACUUUGACAACUAUAUCAACCACGGGUUAUGCCAGCAAAGAGACUACCCAGUUUGACCAACCUUCAACCACACAUGUAGACCAAGAGAGCACCAUCACCAGUAAGGUUUGCAUUCAGUUAAAACGUCAUAGUCACAAUGGACCCACCUGAGUAUUUUGUCUCCAAUAAGCAGGUGGAACCCGAAACCUUGCAUUUUCUUCCACCACAACCACAGGGACUCAAAAUACACAAACCACAAGUGGGACAUCAACAACUGGUCUUGUCACUACAGAGGUCACCUCAUUGACACAUUCCUUAGCCAAAAAGGUGGACCAGACCACAGCAACUGAUGGGAAUUGGCUAGCUUUGUCUACUUAUACCACCAACACCAUUGUGACCUCAGAAAAGAUAACCAGUAAUGACAUUGGUUCAGCUA